AUGGCUUUGAAGCUUGACCUUACUAAGGCAUAUGAUAGGAUGGAAUGGUCCUUUCUCCGGAAGGUGUUGAUCCGAUUUGGUUUUGCACAUGAUUGGAUUGAAAUGGUGAUGCAGUGUGUCAGUUCUAUGAGAUACUCCUUCUUAAUUCGUGGGAAAUUGCCUGGCUAUGUUUGUCUGAGUAGAGGAUUGAGACAAGGAGAUCCUUUAUCUCCCUACUUAUUUUUGCUUGGAGCUGAGGGAUUUUCGGCUUUACUGCAAAGGAAACAGGUUGCUGGUCUUUUGCCAGGGAUUGAAGAUGUCAUUGAGACAUAUGGGCAAGCUUCAGGUCAGUUGGUUAAUUUUAGUAAAAGUUUCGUUGUGUUUAGCAAGAAUGUAUCGGAAGAGAUGAGAGAGGAGGUCUCUAGUUUAAUGGGGGUUGAAGUGGUAGCUUCACAUGAGAAAUAUCUCGGGCUACCUACUUAUCUGGGGAGGAAGAAGACUGCUACAUUCCAAUACAUUAAAGAUAACUUGGCCAAGAAGAUAGAUGGUUGGCAAGGUAAGAUGUUAAGUGGUGAGGGGAAGGAUAUAUUGAUUCAGGUAGUAGCUCAAGCUUUACCUUCUUAUGCUAUGAGUGUUUUCCAGUUGAUAAAGAAUUUUUGUGAGGACUUGGAUCAAAUGUGUGCCAGGUUUUGGUGGGGCACUACUUUGGAUAAGAAGAAAAUACAUUGGAAGACUUGGAAUGCUUUGUGUAAUCUAAGGGAGGAAGGAGGAUUGGGAUUUCGAAGUCUUACAAAUUUCAAUUCGGCAAUGCUAGCAAAACAGGCAUGGCGGGUGAUUCAUUAUCUAAACUCUCUCAUUGUAAGAAUUUAUAAAGCUAAGUACUUCCCAGAGUCUUCUUUUUGGGAGGCUUCAUCCCAUGCUUCUCCCUCGUUUUCCUGGAGAAGUAUUAGUUCCAGUAGGGACCUAUUGAAGGAGAAUUCAUGUUGGCAGAUAGGUAAUGGGGAGGAGGUUAACAUAUGGUCAGAUUGUUGGAUUUCUGGUUUGCAAGCUGGGAGGCUGAGUAACAAUGAUUCAGCUAUGGGGGAAGUUAGCAAAGUUAGUGAUUUGAUUUCAGCUACGGGAGUUUGGAAUGAUGCUCUGAUUCGAAGGCUGUUUGAUAGGGAGGAGGCAGAGAUCAUAUUAAACAUCCCUCUUAGUCAUAGGAAUAUACUUGAUAGAUUGGUGUGGAAGAGGUUUUGGAAGAGGAUUUGGAAGGUUUUGAUUCCUAAUGCAGCAAAAGUUUUUGCUUGGAGGGUGUGUCAUGAUAUUCUACCAUCAGUGGAGAGGUUAGCUACAAGGCAUAUUCAGACAUUAUCUCUUACAGAGUUGGGGGUGUUGAUCUUCUUACUGUGGAGCAUUUGGAAAGAAAGAAACUCUCGAGUCUGGGAGGGGAAGAGUGUGUUGGCUUGUGAUGUUGUACUUAGAGCUGACACUCGUAUGCAAGAGUUUCGUGUUCAUAAUACCAACUUUGCUCUGGCUAGUGCUCGAAGAAGAAGAGUGCAAACAUGGGUGGCCCCAUCAACAGGAGUGUUAAAGAUCAAUGUUGAUGGCUCCUUUCAUCAUAACACUAGGUCUGGCGGCUUUGGUUUUGUGAUCAGAGAUUCAAGUGGUGCCAUGUUAGCCGGAGGUGCAGGCCCUUUAUGCGGACUGAUAUCAUCAGAACAUGCCGAAGUUUUGGCGUGUAGGAAUGCAAUUCGCUUUGCAAUUGAUCAUGGCUUCGUUCCAGCUCUUUUGGAGACUAACGCACAAGAGGUGCAGCACCAACUUGCUGCCCAAGCUAGUCACAAUGCCUCAGCCUCGGGACGUCUAUAUGAGGAUCUGAGUCUACUCUUGGAUCCUCAAAAUAUUUUGACAGUUAGCUAUGUUAGUAGAAUGGCAAUGUAG
Messenger RNA from Rosa rugosa (rugosa rose), 1902 nucleotides. RefSeq lists its product as uncharacterized. The record is from RefSeq and is a predicted model, not a curated record. NCBI's taxonomy places the organism in Eukaryota, Viridiplantae, Streptophyta, Magnoliopsida, Rosales, Rosaceae. The transcript has 4 exons. The coding region runs from base 1 to 1902 and encodes 633 amino acids. Gene Ontology annotation, molecular function: RNA-DNA hybrid ribonuclease activity; nucleic acid binding.